Messenger RNA from Hemiscyllium ocellatum (epaulette shark), 4570 nucleotides. RefSeq names its product GLE1 RNA export mediator (gene gle1). Gene Ontology annotation, molecular function: inositol hexakisphosphate binding; phospholipid binding; translation initiation factor binding. Gene Ontology annotation, biological process: regulation of translational initiation; regulation of translational termination; poly(A)+ mRNA export from nucleus. The record is from RefSeq and is a predicted model, not a curated record. Gene Ontology annotation, cellular component: nuclear pore cytoplasmic filaments; nuclear pore; cytoplasm. The transcript has 16 exons. The coding region runs from base 5 to 2077 and encodes 690 amino acids. NCBI's taxonomy places the organism in Eukaryota, Metazoa, Chordata, Chondrichthyes, Orectolobiformes, Hemiscylliidae.
AAAGAUGCCGGCGGAGGAGAAGCGGUGGGAGACGUUGGAAGCUCUGCGCAACUCGGAGAAAGGGCGGCUGCAGUACGAUUCGCGAUGGCUGGAGGAGGGAGAAGAUAUUUUGCAACAAUGCAGAUCUUCUCCCAAGCUCUCUGUCAGUUCAGCAUGGGUAUUGGACCACCUUUUCCAACCAGAAACUGAAACUAACACCUCUGAGAGUUUAACACCCCUGAUCUAUGGCCUCACCAAUGAUGACCAGCUCCAGGAGCCAUCUGUUCCUCCUCCAGACCAAAUAACAGAAGAGAAAACAACUAAUAAUAUUGUUCAGGAGGAAGUGCAAGAAUUGACUCCAGAGCAUACACUUUUGCUCCUUUCACCUGAAGCUACCCAGAUUGAAGGCUAUGUUAAAAAGUUUGAGGAAGCCCACAAAUUCAAGAGCCACGCUGAAAUAAAACAUCGCCAGGAACUACAUCAGAGAAGCAUUCAGAGUUUUUCAAACACAGCAGCUGAAUUGUUGAAACGAUUUGAAGAAUCCCUGGAGCUUGAACAACGUCAGGAAUAUGAGAAGAUGCGUGAUAUGAUGGAGAAAGGGUCAAUUGAAGCCCAAGGACGUCAAGAAAAGUUAAAGGAAGAGCAUCGUCGCAGAGCUAAGAAUAUAAAUCUGAAACUUCGAGAAGCUGAACAACAGCGACUGCGCCAGGAGGAACUCGAGCGUCAGAAGCAGGCAGAGAGCCGGGAACGAGUUCGGAAGCUGAACUGCAUCCAGGCAGAGGUGCUGCAUCUGAACAUGCAGAUUGAGCCCUACUUCAAGCAGAAGGAGCUGGUGGGGCUGGACCUUUCGGGAUACAGUAACCGUGGCAAUCAGCUUUGUAGCCUGGUGUCAGGAGUGAUUAAGCUCACAUCAGAGGGUGGUGUGCCACUUCAGGAGGACAUUCUGAAUGCGGAGCGAGCUUUGGUGCAAAUGCGAGAGCUGAUCGCUGACAUGCAUGAGAAAAUUGCUGCAGCAGCUGCCGAGAAGAAGAGGAUAAAGGAGGAGGAGGAGAAAGCACUUCAGAAAAAGCAGGAAGUCAAAGCUGAAGUAGAAAAGCCAGUGCCACAAGAGAAAGCCAGUCGUAAAGAAGGGCUGCAGAUAAAAGCAGAUGCAAGCAGUAUGCAGUGGUAUCAACAUUUGCAGGAUAUUUGUGACCAAUGUGCAGCAUCCAUUAACGAUCUUAAUAACAGUAAGGAUUUCAAGGUGAAGAAGAUUAAAAUGGACCUUCAAAAAGCUGCUACCAUUCCUGUUGGUCAGAUCUCCUCCAUUGCAGGGUCCCAUCUGCGUGAAAUCUUUGAAAAAAUCAAUAAUCUGCUGUUGGGCAAGCAAAUAUCAUCAGGUGGGAAGAUGGUGGCAAUUUCUCAACACCCACAAGGGAAAGAUUUUGUCUGUUACAAACUAGCAGAAAAAUUUGUGAAACAAGGGGAGGAGGAAGUGGCGUCUCACCAUGAAGCUGCGUUUCCAAUAGCAGUGGUUGCUUCAGGCAUCUGGGAGUCUCACCCAAAGGUUGGCGAUCUUUUCUUGGCCCACUUGCACCGAAAGUGCCCCUAUGCAGUACCAUUUUUCCCUUCAUGGAAAGACGGGCAACAAAAGGAAGAAUACCAAAGGUUACUGGGGUACCGAGUGCUGGACAAUGGUGUUGAGCAGCAGGACAACUUCUUGAAGCGGAUGUCCGGCAUGAUCCGUCUGUAUGCAGCAAUCAUACUGUUAAGGUGGCCAUAUGGAUCAAAGCAAGCAGAGCAUCCUCAUGGGCUGAAUCAUGCUUGGCACUGGCUAGCUCAGAUGUUGAACAUGGAGCCACUGGCUGAUAUUACUGCAACACUGCUGUAUGACUUCUUAGAGGUCUGUGGCAAUGCCUUGAUGAAGAAGUACCAGAAUCAGUUCUGGAAGAUGAUCAUCCUGAUCAAGAAUGACUACUUCCCCAGAAUUGAAGCAGUUACAGGCACCGGGCAGGUUGGAGCUGUGAUCAGGCUGCGCCAGUUUCUGGAGAAAUGCUUGAAGCAAAAAGACUUUCCUCCGCCAAAGGGUUACCUGCACCCUGCAUUCUGGAAAUCAUGACCAUUUAAAGGAUACAUUAAAAAGCCAAGGAAAUCAGAACUGCUCAUUGAAGUCACUUUUUAAAAUUUUAUAGUUACAUUAGACACAAGGUUUAAUUUAAGUGGGUUCAUUGGAAUGUUUUCCAUUUUAGUUUUUGGUUUUGCACUCUCUCCUUGGUGCUGAUGAUGUCUUCAUGCAAUGUAAAAAAAAUAGUUAUGCAGUUCUCUCAACUAUAAUAACUAUAGGAUGUCAUGUUUCUGAACGAACCUGUGAGGCUUUGGUUGUUGACUGUUUUUUGUUUAUAUUUAUUAUAACGCUAUCUUGAGCUAAUCUUGUGGCUAUCAUGAUGUGAAACAAUUGAUGUCCAUCUUAAUUAUAAAAUCAUCAAGUACAGUGUAAUGAAAACUAAGGACAGUUGUUUUGUACAGCUCAGUGGAUUGAAGGAAACCUUGUGUAGUGCUGCAUGUUUAAAUUUUAUGAAGCGGUUAUGACAUCUUAUCAGUGUCCUUCUAUUGCACAUUGGUCCAUUCGUGACAUUAUUAAUGUGUAAACUGCAAAAUACUUUGCUUUUGCUUAGCAAAGUGUCUGUUUCAUUUUCUUUUGAAAAGAGUUGUCUUUUUAAAAUAGUAUUUUCCUCCAAUAGCCAUGAAAUCUGAGUAGUUUGGUGGUGGGGAGGGAAAAUGCCAGACAAUAUGUUCACGUCCAUGAAUAGUAUUUUUCUUGUACAGAGGAGAAUCAUGAGUAUUUAAUAAUCCACUACCACUGCCCUACCUCCGUACCCCCUUUCAGUGAGUUCAAUUCAACCCUGUUUGAAGUAGUGACUGAGGUGGGGAGUUCGUUAGGUAGAUGAUUGUUUAUUAGUUUCUACCUCCACCCCCUCUUGCUAUCUUUGUCAGUAGAGUAAGAGCAUAUCCUUUGCUUGGAGCCACUACAAACUAAGCUGAAAACUGGAAUAAGAUUAUGAAGUUUUGUUUGUUCACUGCCUAGCUGUGACAUGUUAGGCAGUAGUCUACAUGUCACUGUGUGUUUUGAUCUUUGUAUGCUAGUAUUUUUGCUCAAAUAGCCCCCCAUUUUAUUUCCUUCACCCAGCCUUAUCUCACAUCCUCCUCUUCCUUUCUCCCUCAUGCACACUGAAUACACCUAGAAUCUCCUUUACUGGAAGUUGUUGCCAAUACUGAACCUCUGGAUUGCAAUGUAUUUACAGCAAAGAAACAGGCCAUUUGGCUCAACAAACUUUUGCUGGUGUUCAUGCGUCACACAGUUCUCCUGUCUCUCCACAUCAAUAUCUACCAACAUAGCCUUCUGUUACUUUAUCCCUUAAGUUUAACCAAUUUUACCUUAAAUGUAUUUACACUAUUCACCUCAACUAUUACCUGUCGUGCCACAUUAUGUCCACACUGACAAAAUAACUUUCUCUCAAUCCCUUUUGGAUUUUUCUGUGACCAUCUUGUAUUUAUAACCCGUAAAUGGAAAAAUAUAUUCCACACUUACCCUAUCUAAUCCCCAAGUUUAAAGAGCUCUGUCAGGUUACCUCUCAACCUUCACCCUAGUAGAGAAAAUGUGAUCAAAUAUUUUUUUAUCCAAAAUAAAAUAAGAAAUUUUAGAUACCACUUUUUUAUUUUUUUAGAUUAAAAUAGAUUUACACAAGUGAAGGUAAGUAUGGACCAUGAGUCUGAUGCAUAUGUAACUAGAAAAUAUGUAUUUUUGUGAUAAAUUCUCAAAUAAACAAAAUAGAAUUCUGUUUGUAAAUAAUUAUUGAAUAGGCUGUUGACCACUCAAAGGAUGUGAAUGGAAACUUUGAAUAAGUUAUUGAGUAUGGUGAAGUGUUGUACUUUUGGCUUUGUGGGGUAGGCUAUGAUACCCUGUUAAAGGAGAAUUGUACUUAUUCAAAUACAGGCUGUUUUGAUUAGAAAAUUAGACCCUAAACUGCAACGGUAACUGGAUUUACCUCUAAGGAUUACUUCUUGACCAGGACUGGGAGUGUUGAUCUAAAGCAGGCAGGAAACAGAUCAGAUUAUCAGCUCAAUAUCACAUGUGUAACUCAUACAGACCACUGGAGAGAUAGUGAUGAGAAAUAAUAGAGCAAUUUAUGAAUACUUGGUUCGCAAGCAUUCAUAGCCUCACUUUAAUGUUAAGAGCACCAUUUGAGAUCCUAUUCAGUGUUACCAUCUUUUUCUGUGAAGAACGUUUAUUUCUAUUGAAUUGAUGUAAACUUCCCUAAAUGUGGGGAGAUUUUUUUUAAAAGGCAUAUGUUAAUAUGUGCACGUCUUUAUCAACUACUCCAAUGCACCAUGAAUUGUUCUAAGGCAACCAAUAUUGGGUUUGGUCUUCUCGUGUAUCAACUUUUCCCUACUAAUACAGACCAAGGAGGUUCCUGAAUUCAAUCCCAUAAUUCAGCUGGGGUCAGCCAUGACAUAGUACAACUUGACCUCUGCUUUCCUGGGCUAGGCACAAAGGGGAACAUUGUUAUAAACUAUGCGUCAGUGUGAAAUAAAUGACUAACUGCUCGUUGAA